AAGCUAAGUUGGUGUACUGGAAGCUAGAGUUUGCCGCCAUGUUUGAAAACAGGCAAAAACAAAAAUAUGGCAGAACUGUCCAACGAAGAGUUCAGAAAGAGUCUUUUUACAACUUUUCGGAGUCGUGGCGUGUUAGAGGCUCUGAAGUCUCAGCUUAGAAAUCGUCUCAUAACAGAACUCCAGGAGACUGCUGGCAGGGAUGGAUUGACAGCAUCGUCUGACCCCUCAGGAGUUUCAGAGAAUUUAUGUGAACUUGCGGCAAACAGCCUUGUUGCUGACCAUUUAAAGAGGUUUAAAUAUGAUUAUUCCUUAUCGGUUUUUCUACCAGAGAGUGGUUUGGAUCAAAACAAGUUACUCACUGUGAAAGAUGUUCUCCUAUUACUCAAGAUUCCUCCAGAUUCUCUAGUCUACAAACAUAUGGAAACGCUGCUGGACAGGAACAGGUCAUCAAAGGGUUUGCUGAUAGAGUUAUUAAGUCAUUUGGCUUUGUCUCAUAACUGUGAUAAGUCUUCCAAGGGAGUUCAAACAUCUUUACAACAACUUUCUUCAGUAGGUAAGUAACUGAGUUUGCUAGCAUUAUUAUAAUGAUAAGCACGGGCAACAAGUGGAAAUCUCUGUCUAGAAGUUCUGGAUGUGCUCUCCCUGGCAUAAAGGUUGGAGUGUUCUACCCAUCUCUUCAUUUGUUUUUCCUUAAUGUUUUUGCCCGAUUUUGUCUUAAGUGGAGCUGUUUUGCUUUGCUUGGGACCAAUUAAUUGCUUUUUUGAUGCCCUGAUACAUCCUCUGAUAUUUCCAGUGUAAGCACCGCUUGAAUUCUGGUGCACACUGGUCCAUCCAGAACUUGUUUGCACAAGUUCUGGCUUCCUGCUUGACUCUGCUUUGAGCAGUGCAAAGGGCUUUUAGGGUUACUGGUGAUGGGGACUGGACCUCAUGUAUUCCUGAAGAGCAGACUUUUUGGACCCUAUGAGUGGCUUCAGUCUUGUAAAGGUAGCAUCAAGCCAGUCAUCGCUCUUGCCCUUCUUUUUUCCAAAAGCUGAUUCUGCAGAAGUGUAGGUGACAGUCUUCAGGUGUUGCUAGAAGCUGUUUGGCUUUUACAUCCUUUCUUUCCAAUAACUAUUGUUGUUACCGAGAAGAGUUUGUGUA
Orbicella faveolata is the source of this 1140-nucleotide messenger RNA. RefSeq names its product centriole and centriolar satellite protein OFD1-like. Gene Ontology annotation, molecular function: protein binding. Lineage: Eukaryota; Metazoa; Cnidaria; Anthozoa; Scleractinia; Merulinidae. The record is from RefSeq and is a predicted model, not a curated record. Gene Ontology annotation, biological process: epithelial cilium movement involved in determination of left/right asymmetry. Gene Ontology annotation, cellular component: centrosome; ciliary basal body.